Hirsutella rhossiliensis is the source of this 1743-nucleotide messenger RNA. RefSeq names its product major facilitator superfamily domain-containing protein. The coding region runs from base 1 to 1743 and encodes 580 amino acids. Gene Ontology annotation, biological process: transmembrane transport. NCBI's taxonomy places the organism in Eukaryota, Fungi, Ascomycota, Sordariomycetes, Hypocreales, Ophiocordycipitaceae. Gene Ontology annotation, cellular component: membrane. The transcript has 3 exons. The record is from RefSeq and is a predicted model, not a curated record. Gene Ontology annotation, molecular function: transmembrane transporter activity.
AUGCCGUUGGACACCGGCCUCGCCCCGAGCCAAUUGAGGCCCGGGCCGGGCGACGUGUCGCCUUCGUUUGCCCAGACGGGCGCCGACUUCUUCCUCGACGACAGCGACGACGCAAGCGACAUCGACGACGACGACGACGACGGCUACUUUGACGACCUGCAGUCGGAAUUCGACGGCGGUGCCGACACGUAUGAGCUGGUCGUGAACAAGCGAGAUGUGCCGCGGGAACGGGGCCGCGCGCGUGGCCAUGACGGCGUCGACGUCAGGACGGGCCGGCGCCCAAGGCAGCCGGGCGCCGCGGCGGGCGCUUCCCAGCUCUACACGCCCGAGGAGGAGCUCGCCGUCCGGACAAAGUUUGAUCGGAAGCUGGUGCUCUUCGUGGCGCUCCUGUAUAUGCUCAGCUUCCUCGACCGCUCCAACAUUGGCAACGCCCGCAUCGCAGGCAUGAACCGCGACCUGCAGACCAGCCCGCCGCGCGACGACUGGUACGAGUGGUCCCUGACGGCCUUUUACCUCUCGUACCUUGCCUUUGAGUGGAUGUCGCUGCUGUGGAAGAUUGUGCCCGCCCACGUCCUCGUCUCCGCCAUUGUCCUGACGUGGGGCCUCGCCGCGUCGCUGCAGUCCGUCGCCACCUCGUACCCGGUCCUCAUCGCCUUGAGGGUCGUGCUCGGCAUCGGCGAGGCUGGCUUCACUGGUAUCCCCUUCUACCUCAGCUUCUUCUUCAGGCGCGAGGAGCUGGCGUUUCGGACCGCCAUCUUCAUCUCGGCCGCACCCCUGGCGACGAGCUUCGCCUCGACCCUCGCCUGGCUCAUCGUCAAGUUUGCCUCCCUCGGCCCCAUCGCCCCCUGGCGCCUUCUCUUCCUCAUCGAGGGCUUCCCCUCGGUCGUCAUCUCCGUCGUCGCCUGGUCCGCCAUCCCCGACUCCCCCCAGACGGCGCGCUACCUGACGGAUCGCGAGCGCGACGUGGCUCGGCUGCGGCUGCGCGGCGAAAAGUCGUCGUCGAGGCCCCCCACGCCCGGGGUCCGCGGCCGCGACCUCGUCGCUGUCCUUCGCGACCCCGUCGCCUGGCUCACCGCCGCCAUCCUCUUCCUCGCAAACAUGGCCUACUCGUCCCUGCCCGUCUUCCUGCCCAAGAUCAUUGCCGAAAUGGGCCACAGCACCGUCGCCUCCCAGGCCCUCAGCGCCCCGCCCUACCUCGUCGCCUUUGGCCUCGUCCUCUUCACCGCCCACAUGUCGGACCGCCUCCGCGCCCGCACCGGCCCCCUCGUCUUCCACGCCCUCGCCUCCGCCCUCGGAUACACCCUCCUCGCACUCGCCGAAUCCCUCGCCCUCCCCCCCCUGCUGCGCUACCUGGCCCUCUACCCUGCCGCCGUUGGCUUCUACAACGUCGUCACCCUCGUCAUCGCCUGGUCCAUCAACAACCAAGCCAACCAGACCCGCCAGGGCGCCGGCUUCGCCCUGCUCCAGUUUGUCGGCCAGUGCGGGCCCCUCAUCGGCACUCGCCUCUAUCCCGACCGUGAUGGGCCCUACUACACGCGAGGCAUGGGCGCCUGCGCCUGCGCCAUGUUAGCCGUUGCCGCUUUGGCUCUCAUCCUGCGACUUCUCCUCAAGCACCGAAACCAUCGCAUGGACAGAGCCGAGGACGAAAAGUUGGCCAACGGCAACAUGGUCGAAGAACAAGGCCUGGUAGGCUCGGGAAAACUGAAGAGGACGUCGGCAGACCGUUUCAGAUAUAUGCUAUGA